AUGGGCAACUGCAUCAAUAGGGUGCCUCUGUUAGGAUCCCCUUCAGAAGAGGACCAAGACGAGGCAUGGAAGAAACAGACGCGUGGAAGGAUAGAAAAUAAACUUUACACACUUGUGGACCUGAAGGGUCCCAAUAGCAACACAGAACUGGUUCAAAUCUGGAAAGAAAGUGGAAGACCAGGAUUUAUGAGAGAGCUUCAAAGCAAUGAAAUUCUACUUCCUUAUUUAUAUGAACGAGGCGAAGGAAAGGAGGUUACAGCUGAGGAGAAGAAGGAAUGGCAACAUGAAAAGGGGCAUGAGGUAAACAAAAAUUAUCAAUGCGAAAAAUAAACUUCUGUUAGGUUCGCUAAUUAGUGUUUAACCAUAAAUAAUCAUACAGUGUCUACACCAUACUCAACAACGAGAACCAUCAUCCGCAGCACGGUUAAUUAACAGUGUCACAGUAAAGUACUGUCCAGUAGCUUUCGUUUGAAUGGGCACACUUAAAAGUUUCAUCCACAAGCUCAGAAACUAAAGCUACCUUGUACAACAUAACAAACAGUAUCACAGGAAAGUACUGCUCAGUAGCUUUCAUUUGAAUGGUCACACUUCAGGAUUUCAUCCACAGACUCAAAAGUUAGAACCACUUUGUACAGCAUAAUAAACAGUACCACAGGAAAGUACAGUUCAGUAGCUUUCAUCUGAAUGGUCACACUUUAGGAUUUCAUCUACAGACUCAAAAGUUAGAACCACCUUGUACAGCAUAAUAAACAGUACCACAGGAAAGUACUGCUCAGUAGCUUUCAUCUGAAUGGUCACACUGAAAGAUUUCAUCCACAGACUCAAAAGUUAGAACCACCUUGUACAGCAUAAUAAACAGUACCACAGGAAAGCACCGUUCAGUAGCUUUCAAAUUGAUGCCUUGAUAAUGGUCUCAAGAACAACUGCUCUUUCUUCAUUUUAUAGUGUUGAAAAAAAAAUUAUAAUUUAUCUAUUUUAUCAGUAGCCAUUCCUGACAUACAAUUUUUUCACAUACUUUUUCUUGUACAGUCCAAUAAACACGCAGUGAAAAACGAAGACGAUUCAGAACACACACCCCGCAAAGCGUGCUGGUCUCUUGUGCACCGUGGUACCCUGGGAGAGACAGCAUUACACUUGUGUUUCUUAAGCAACAAUCCAAUGAUGACCAAGAUAGCACGGGCGCUAUUAGAACUCUACCCCGCGAUGGCAUUUGACCAGUAUGAGGGACAAGAAUAUUACGGUGAGUGGAAUAAAACAUUAGAGCCAAGGACGUUCGUUAGCUUUCAGUUGCGCAAAUUGCCACGUACUUAAAUUUACCCCGUAUUCACCAUUUUCACAUAGAUCAUAAUGCACCAUGUUUACCUCAAAAUGUUGCCUAACCGUUGGUUGUCUUUUGUUUUUUCUUGGGACGACUGUAAUGCCCUGGAGAAAUUGGAAACAAUGCAUGGUAAUGAAAAAUUGUUUCAGGAGGAAACAGGGUGCAUUAUGGUCGAUAUGGAAAUGGGGAAAAAUCUAGCAAACAAAGUUGAUAUCAUCUUACAUAACUUAUAGAGAAGCGCUAAAGAAAACCGCUGCUAAAGUACUAUCGCGAGACUAGUAAUUAGUGAAGCACUGAAUUUCAAACUAAUAAGUUUUUACUUAAAAUGUCCUUUUUGAUGAUUGAAAUAAGAUCAUAUCAGCAAUCACUUUUUAAGGAAAUCUAUCUCGCGAAGAUUUUUAAUGUGGUCGAUUCUCUUAGCAAUGCUUUUGGUGCAGGAAAGUUUGACAAUAAGAUAAGACCCAAAGGAGUUAGACGCUCGUACCACCGUAAGCUGCGAAAAUUGUUGCGCCCUUUUUCCGUAAAACUGGACGAAGAACAUGACUCCGCAACUUACAGAACAAACAGAGAAAAGGCAGAGGAAACAUACUGGCAGCAGAACGGAUCGAUAAAUUUCAACAAUGAUAAAUACAACACAAUACUACAGUCCCGCCACCAGGGGGAAAAAGCUUUGAUCCUUUAACGCUUUUUCAGGUGAGACAUCGGUGCAUAUCGUGAUAGUCAACGGAGAUCUGCAUUCGUUAAAGCUUCUGAUUGGUCGAUGUGGCGCUGAUGCUAACGCACGCGCACAAGGGAGGUUUUUCAUGCCAGAAGAUUGUAAGGAUAAAAUGAAACAGGUUACCGACUAUGAGGGUAAGUGCCACAGGAUCACCAGUUUUCAGAUUUUACAUCCUACCAGUUCUACCCACCUUAAACGGUUAGAAAACUCACGAAGAACAGGAAACUUUAAAAUACUGCGCUUCCAGUAGAAUGGUAACGUUACAUUCUAUUCCAGAAAUUAUUCAAGAAAUCACACCGAAUUUCUCUUGAUGUGAUUGUAAGAAACGCUAAGAAUUUCUUCAUUUUGUUCCUCCCAUAUCAUUUUCGUAUUCCUUCCUGAUCUGGUGAAAUUGAUAUUUUAUAAGACAUUCGAAUCCAAAGAGCUUUGAAUUAAGUACAUAAGAGUCACGCAUUCCACCCCGUCAUGCUUAGUCGAUCGAACCAACCAUAAUCACAAGGUGCAAGCUAGGAUUACAUUCUAAUCAAAUUUAUCCCUUGUUCUAUAUCUAAACCAACUUGCUUGUAACAAACAGGUUAUGCCUAUUAUGGUGAAUACCCAGCAUCCUUUGCAGCUUGUUUUGAAAACAAGGAGAUGUACGACUACCUUAUAAGGAAGGGAGCCGAUCCCAAUAAACAAGACACAUUUGGCAACACCGUAUUACACCUGUGUGUUAUACACAAUAAAAUCGUAAGUACACGCUUGACUUAACCGGCUUACCAAUAAUGUAUACGCUUGCAUUUCUUGUCAGCUAAGAUAAGCAUUAUCAUUGAACCGGGACGAUCGUCAAUGCGGAACAGUUUUCCAGACAUAAACAAAAGUCUCGCUUAGUUUCGUGGUUAAGCAAAAUUUCGAAUAGUCACUGUCAAAUGAGGUUUUCUCCGAAAACAAAAGCUUUCAUUCUUUAAAGUUAUUUUUCGCUAACUUUAUUUUUGCUAAUUCUUUAUAAUAAAUUCUCUUUUCCACCACCCCACUCCUCCACAAUCUUCCGUAAACUAUUAUUUUGAAAUGCUCCUAGGAGAGCUGAAUAUUCCCAAGACCAUUUGAAAACAAUAACUCAGUUGUGCAAAAUUAUUUUUGAGGCGAGGGAAUGUUAGGCAGAGUGUAUUAUGAGGGAUUCGAAAAUGGUCAAUUGCUCAAUCAUGUUUGGAAGUUUCUCACGAUACCCCUAAAGAUUUAGAAAGUUGCUUCAUAAACCAUUUGAAAGUAACAGCCGAUACGUCGUUUGCACAAAGCAACUCUACUAUGUACAUGCAGUACCUUACUUGUCGCAUAGUUGCAUCAAGAGAUAAAAUUGCUUAGAUUUUCCUCUUCUACGCCAGGAACUAUCAAUGAGUUCUCUUUCCAUUUUUCUUUCGUUUUAUAGGACAUGUUUUUUCACGCUACUCGGAGAAAACACAAGAUUCGAGGCGAUCCAUUUGUCAGGAAUAACCAAGGUCUAACCCCGCUGACAUUAGCGGCCAAAUUAGGGAGAAAAGAAAUGUUUCAUGAAAUUCUUGAAUACCAGAGCAUGGUAAGAAAGCAUCUGAUAAAAGAAAAAAGAUCGCCCAAUAAAGGUUAUGUUACACGAGACGAUUCGCAACGACGAUUUUUAGCGCAACACAGCGUUACAACAUUGUUGGGACGUUGUUUCGAAUUGUUGCAACAUUGUUCCAACAUUGCAACGCUGCGUUGCGCUAAAAAUAGUCGUUGCGCACCGGCCCGUGUAACAUCACCUUAAACUCCACCUGUGUGAGCCUCGAGUCGAAGCAGUAAAACUGGAAGAGCAGGCUUGCAUUUUUUUUUCAAAAAGAUGGCAAAACUUAAGUUUUUCAACUGGUCAACAGAUUUGCUACCGCGCAUUAUGUUCAAUGUGUUGUAGUAUGGUAUGUUUUCUCGCGCUAAGCCCUGGUUUACACGUACGACGCAAGUGCAAACGCAAGGUAAAGACACAAGACAGAUUCCAUCGGUUCCAUGCCAUCACGGCUAAGUAAAAAGAACUUGGACUGCUCAUGCGAAUAUGCUUUCCUUGUGUCUGCGUUGGAAGUGUAAACAGCAUUGCAUGUUCAUUUGCGCUUGCGUUUGCACAUACGUCGCACGUGUGAACCAGGCCUUAACAGCAGCGCCAUAUUUUCCAUUACUUAGCGGCGGUGCUAAAGUUUUCCCGCGCUUUGUAGGGGCAGUAUUAAAAGAGAUUUUAAAAUUUUUUUAUGGUUGUUUCUAACAGGAAUACUGGUCUUAUGGACGCAUGACUUGCUCAGGGUACCCGCUGGAUAGUUUAGAUUCUGUCGACAGAAAUGGAAAGUCAGGUAUGCGUGUCAUCAACGAGAUAAAAAAACGAAUUUGCACUGACUUUACCGAUGAUACUAACAAACGUAGCUAAUAACUAUUUAUUCCUAAAUCCUGAUUUAUCUUCCUAGCCUUACGAAUAUGUGUUAAACUUGUGCGGCCAUCCCGGGCGGUGAUGAUGGAAGAGGAUGAGGAGGGGCAAUCCUUCGGAUAAAGGAAUAACCCUGGGGAAGGGAAAAGCCGGAACUUUCCCGCUUCUCGCAAUCAGUAGUAACUAUUAUAUGAUUUCUCUUAUUUCCUUCCCAGUUUACCUCACAUUAUCUCAUAACAUUAUCCCGAAAUUCUGUUCGCUUUCUUUCGUUCUAUUCCUCCUUUCUGCCCUUCUUGUCCCCAUCUUGUUACAUCUUUAUUAAAUCGAUUGUCUUCUUUUUCAUUUAGAUAAAGACUCAGCACUGUUAAUCACACUAAAUGGAAAGACGAAUGAACAUCUAGACAUGUUGAACAGUGGGAUCAUCUAUCGGCUUCUUGAGGAGAAAUGGACAACUUUCGCUAGGGUUAGAAUCAAGGCUAUGUCGCUUUCAAUAUUGUAGGCAGGCAAUGCGUACAGAUCAAGGCAUAAAGGAACUGUGUCAUGAAAUCAAAACUCAAACUGUGGGAAACGCCACCAUUCUGAGUGAAACAUAAAAAUAACAGCUCAGAACAUGAAAAAAAUUAUUAAUAACACAGCAAAUACAAAUUGAGGCACGGAUGGAAAAACUUGAAGACGAUUGACACGGAUUGCAAUUGUGCUUUUUGAAAAGGUUUAAGCCUAACAAGUUCAUUUUUGUUGCUUGUUGUGUUUAUAGCACUACUUAAGAGGUAUAUUUGUUCAAAUUUUUCAAGUUCCAAAGCGAGAAAGGACGCACAAUUGCCAUUAUUAACAAAUUGAACCAGACAACCGUGAGACAACCCCUUUAAAUGCUGGUGUGAAAAAGGCGACGAAUAGCAGCCGCUGGGCAUGCAUAAAGGCAGCAAGGUAAAACCUACUUAAUUCGCUAAAGUGGUUUUCCCUUCUUCUUGCAGGGCAAGUUUUACAGACGUCUGUUAUUUGCGGUUCUGUAUCUUCUGGCUUUUAGCUUAUCCAUCUAUUAUCGUCCGAGGCAUCUGGAUUUUUUGAGAAUAGAAAACGGCGAUGAUGUAGUAAGGAAACCUUUUUGUUUUCUACUACUAUCGCAGGAACCUCUUUGCUAAUGUAAUAUAGUCUCUUUUCAUGAACCUUUGAUAUACUAGAGUGUUCAAAGCCCACUAUUUUUCCGUAAGAAGGUCGAGAUCGAGCGCUUUGCGUUAUGCACAGGCGCCAUCUUGGAUGAGUGUCAAAUCUACUCAGGACCCUGGGGAAUGAAACCAAGACGGCUACCCGUACCGAAAAGCGCUCGAUCCUGACGAUCUUAUGAAAAAAUAGGGGACUGUGAACAGUCUAUUGAUAUAUCUCAAUUCAAAAUAAUAGAAACACAAUUUGAUAGAAUACUAGCAAAAAGCAAAACAGAGGCCACUCACGAAUUUUCGACAGUCAUCCACUCACUUUCAGAUACAACGACCUGACUUCCGGUGGAUAGAUGGACGAUGGGUGAAAACGCACUUGACCCGUUAGAUCAAGCCAAGCCGUAAUGCAGUGAUGUGUGGAUUCGUAUCUAUGGUCCUGGGCUGGCAACCCUGUGAUCGACUAGCAUCUCAUCUAAGGAAAAUUAGCAAUAUCAGAAUAUACUCCUGCGUGUGGAAGUCUGGUGGUUUAUAAGGAGGUAGACAGCGCUGGUAGCCUGCAAAUACAAUCACCUUUCAUUGCUUCCCAUUGCUGGGGAUGAUUUGCGAGUUAACAUUGAUUUGCCUCAUCACUAUGGGAUGUUUGAGGUCAAAACGCAGACGUCUCUCUAGCAAACAUCAGCGACGUGGAGCGGUGACAAUCGGCUGAAAACGCUGGCUCAUAAGGAUGCAGCGUACCCCAGUGGUCAGCGAGUCGGCCUCGGAAUUUGUCAGCAUCAGGUUCAAAUUCAAAUUCUGCUCUGACAACUCGCUGGAUUUGCUUCGUGGUGGUUCCGAAUUCAAAUCCUGGGCCAUGCUUAUAAAUAAUUUACUGGUUGCCUCCUCCCUGUUUGGUUUUUAAUCCUGUUUAUGUUAUAUAUACUUGAAAUUAUUUGAGUGGAGAGCCUAUGAAUUAGCUACCAACCAAGACCACUUUUACUAUAAACAAAGCAUAUACCAAGUAAUUUCUAAUGUACCCUUUGUUUUUCCAAUGCUCUUAAAGAGUUGAUCCAUCGACCGUUAAUUUUUAUAUUAACGACCGCGCAACACAAGAAUGAAUUAACGCAAAUAGAAAUGAAAGCAAAGCGUUUUUUGUCAAUUUCCAGUUCCGUCUGGUGGCUGAAGGCUUCACUGUCCUUGGCGCAAUAAUUUACUUAGUAUUGGAAAUCAAAGAUGUGUUGAUUACCCAAGGAAUCACAGCUCAACUAAUUACACUGGUAAGUUUACUAAGUUAUGCAAGAUUAUCUCAGUCUAAAUUAGACUCUUCACUCCCCUAUUCUACCUAAGAUCGUCGGGAUCGAGCGCUUACCGAUCAUCUUGGUUUCAAAUCUACCGAGGGGGCGGGCCCCGGGGUUGUUAGAGGUAAGGGCAAGAGGGGUUUCCUCCGAAACCGUCCGCCGCCCGCCAAAGUAGACUCGGUACAAUUGAAACCAAGAUGGCUGCCCGUACUGGUGGGUACUCGACCCCGACGAUCUUAAGGAAAAAUAGUGGACUGUGAACAGUCUUCUCCACGUCAGAAAACCUUAGGUAUCGGAUUCGGAAGUAUUUCGGUUGCGCCUCUAGUAAGGCAGUAAACCUGACACGAAGUUUGACCCAUUUUCCUAUGCAAUUUUGCAAUCGCCAAUGAGAGAAGCGAUAGUGUCCCUAAAAGAGACCCAUAGUGCAAUUCGAUACAACUAGGACCCAGUUACACGCUGAGCAUCAGAAUGGCCGAUUACAUCAAAGUAAUUCGAAAAAGAACAUCCACUAAGGCGUUUACCGGCAACGUCUCCUGGGUAAAUAUGCGUAACUUUGUCAUUUCGACGCAGGGAAAAAAACGACAUGAAGCAAGGAGUAAAUCUUACCUGGCCUACGUCAAGAAGACAAACAUAAAAGCAAGUGACAUAGGUAUACCAACCCAAGGCCUGGCCAUGCAUGCGCCCACGCAUGCGCAGAGCCACAUCGCCUAAGCAGUGACAGCUAUUGACAGCUGUUUCCCCCUUAUCAUGACUGACACUGCCCGACUGAUAUGGCUGUGUGCAUGCGUGAGCUACAGGCCAAGCCUUGGGUUGGUUUACAUGUGUCACUGGCCUUUAAGUUUGUCUUACUCCACCUCAGACAACCUAGCAGUUAUCUACACUGUGGAUCAAGGUGAUGUGGUAUUAAUAAUUUGUUGAUCAGUUGAAUGAUAAAUAGGGUUCGUGCAUAAGCCGUGGUUUCGCAUAACCGUGUUGUAUUCUUAGCUGAUCAUAUGUCAUAGUCAACAGUUUCAUUGGUAUCAAGAACGUGCCUUCCGAAAUAAUGAUUCCUGACCCAAAACAGGAGCCCAAAAACUACACUAAUUACCGACGGCCAGGGCGUCAUAGUUUCACUCUAGUUACGCCCUGUCCACCGUAUGUUACUUGCGAGUGUUUACUUGAGUAUUGUGUAGCCGCUUCUUGAUUUUUAUUUUUACAGAAUACUGAAUUAUCGAUCUUGUGUUCAUUGGGUUCCUUAUUGCGUUACCUUAUUCCAUCCUUAUUUUUCUAGCGUGACGCUCCAGGCAAAUCUCUUUUCCUUGUAUCCUGUAUACUGGUCAUCAUUGCGUUACCAUGCCGUUACCUAGGUCAACGAGAUGCUGAGACAACGAUGAUGAUUCUGGCCGCUCCAAUGGCCUGGUGCUAUCUGCUGUUCUUCUGUAGGUAAGUGGACAAGUCCUCUGCUUAACCAGUUCUUUACGUUUGUCACGUAACACUCCGAGACAGCUGACGUAGAUCAGCAUGUGCGCAAAACAAUAAUUUCAUAUCUACGAUUUCACUCUGUCUGUAAGUGUGAAGUCUGGCUGUAGUUGAUCUGGGUGCGAGAAUGAUGGGGGAGGGAGGAAGAGGGGUACUAAGGGUCGAUUACUGUGUGCAGGCAGGCGUUCAAAAUGGCGUUCCCUUCCCUAACCCCGGGGGGGGGGGGUACUGCCAUAUAUGGGCUAUAUAGGUAUGUGCCGCUGUGAAGGGUAUGGUUUUCAAGCAGUUUACUCUAGGAUAGGGUAUAUAAAUCAGAGCGUUUGGCUCUAGAAUAGGGUAUCAUUUUUCAGGAAACUGAUCAGUUGGUUGAAGAUUUUAUCUAGACUAGGUACAAAGCUACUCUAGGAUAGGGGGAUUUGGGGAGUUUACUCUAGUAUAGGGUAUCAUUUUUCAGGAGACUGAUCAGUUGGUUGAAGAUUUUAUCUAGACUAGGUACACAGCUACUCUAGGAUAGGGGGAUUUGGGGAGUUUACUCUCGUAUAGGGUAGCAAAAUUCAGCUGAACUAGUUCUGGUAAAGGUUAAGGGUUCCAGGCUCCCAGCGGCACAUCCCCACCCAGAAAUUCCUAAAGUGCCCCCCCCCCCCCGGGCCCCUAACCCAUUCUUUUCAAACGACGGCCACGUUGGUUAGUGUUUCAGCUUUCUUAGAAGGGAUUUUCUUCAAUGGUUUCGUUUUGUUUUUCAGAGGUUUUGGAGCAAUCGGUCCUUUUGUAAAUAUGAUAUACAGAAUGUGCGCAGGAGACAUGUCAAGAUUCUUUAUCAUUUAUAUUAUUUACGUAGUGGGACUCGCACAAGGUGAGCAUGUGCAUGCAUUAGAAUGUAAUUCAGUACCCAGGGGCCUAGGUACCAAAGGUUAUUUUUCUCGGGAGCGGCGGGAUACAUCGUAGUCGGCCGACACAACUUCAGCCAAAGGCCGAAAUUUCGAGCAGAGAAGCUGCCAGAAAUAAAACCGCUGGUACUGCACGGUAAACAUAAAUAAUUGUCUGUAACUGGAAACCGCACAGAAAACUCCAUGGCACCCAGCGUUUUAUUUUAGUAGGAGAAAAAGAAUUGCUAAGCCAUACUAUAAGCUACAAGAAUCAAUAGAGUAUUGAAUUCGUUCAGACAGACGAGGAAUUUGCUUGGGCAGUUUCCUGGGCAGUUUGAUGAACCAAUGAUUGAAUAGUUCGGUAGCCCGGCAAACUUUCACUCUCCAUGAUCAUGAAAUCAGAAUCUCACUAAAAUUAACCAACCUCGUUCCCAGGGCUUCUCUUAUUUCCUUUCCUAAUUUCUAACGGAAAAGCCCUGCGAACGAGGUUUGCAAAUUUACAGCACCUUUUUACAAUGUUUCCUCUUCAUUUUCCUUCACAGCAUUUUCCUACGUGAUGAAAGGAGUAGAGGGCUAUCAGAAUGAAGGCUAUACUAUUAUGACACUAAUGCGCAUGACAUUUGGGGAGUUCGAUGUAAGUUUUAGCUAAAAUAUAGCUGAAAUGUUUUCUUCAACGUUGCGCCUUGUUAUUGGUUCUUUCAAGGUCAUAUGACCUUAAACAAUGGAAUUUUUUCCGGCCAAAAUCUCACUGACUGGCAACAUUCAGGCAAACUCUUUGAUGUUCCUGGGGCCCAGUCUCUCUUGAGUUAAUGUCGACGUAAAAACAAAAUAUCAAUUAAAAUAUCUUGUGGCACUGUCUUUGUAGCAAACUCAUUUGGUGUCCCUACUUUUUCCUUAAUCACUUUUUGUGGCUGACAAAUGCCUUUUGUUUCUCCGCAGUUUUUCCAAUUCGAUAAGUCCCGGCAUCCAACGUUGGCAAAAUUGUUGUUUUUCUACUUCAUGUUGUUUGUCACAGUUUUACUCAUGAACAUGCUGAUCGCCAUGAUGGCUAACACCUAUCAGAAUGUAAGUGUUACAGCUUCACUCAAGCUCCAGAAAAAAAGUUGUGUUCGCCAAUGUAGCUUGAUAGGAAUUUUGUAAAAACAUUGGUCUGACACAGUUAGGUUGGGGCCUUUUUUUCUUUUCCUUUUUUUUUUACAUCGCCUUUUACCUGAGUAAAAAUAAAACUUGAUGAGUAACCGCUUCUUUGCGAGAUAAGUUAUUGACGGACGUGACCAUAGAAACAUUAUAACUUCUCGCCUCAGCCCGCAUGUCAGGUACCGGUUAUCCGGAUUCUGGAAUCCAAGAAAUUGUUGCUUGUGGAAUCCUUGAUCCUGGAAAUUUUUGGCUUGUAAAAUCAGGAAUCUUGGACUUUGGAAUCUGGAAUUCAGCUCCAGGAAUCCGGAAUCUAAGUUCCACUGACAAGGAUUGCGGAUUCCAGUACCUGGAAUCCGGAAUCCACAGCGUCGAAUCCAGAAUUCACGACUGUCUUGAGCUAGCUAACAUGGGGCAAGACUAGCCUGUUAGCAAGCUCUCCAUGUAUGGCGAGCGAAGCAAGCCGCGAGAGAACGCGCAAGCGAGCGGCAACAGCGUGCUACUCUCGCGUGACUUCUCGCGACUCCCCCAAAUGGAGAGUCUGCUAGCAGGCAAGGCGCAAGACUUGCAAUCCUCUUCCAAUCUCAUGGCCACCUACAACAUGGGCAGUUGCUAACUUCAGCUCAUGAAUAAAGUCAUGUAUCCACAAAACUGAGCCACUGUAUUUCUAUUUUUUUUGUGAUAGAUUGAAAAGAUUAAUAUUCUCUGAGCUUUUCACAAAGAUAGUAAAAACUGGCGAAAAAGCGUUUCAACUCCAAAAUGUCCUCAUAGAAAUUUUCCAGACUGAUAGGUUCCUCAUAUUUUCUUAAAGAAUAAGGUGAAGGAAAUUGUAUAAAGAGCAAAGCAUUUCUCAUGCUGAUCUGCUCAUCACAGCAGUAAUUCUUAUAAGCUUUUCUGUUAGGUUCGUUACUCAUGGCUUUUUUGGGAGCUGAAAAGGUGACUAUAAUUUUUUUUUUGUCCUCCAGAUUUCAGAUCGUUCAGAGAAAGAAUGGAGAAGGCAGGUAAAGGUUUUCAACCAAUAAUUUGAAUAGUCUGACCAUAGAGUUUCGUCCGCAGACUCAAAAUUUAUAAACACGUUUCAUGUCUUCAUAAUUGACUGUGGGAGUGAAAAAAUGCAAUCAUCUUAUUUUCCAGUGGGCGCAAAUUAUCAUGGUGUUAGAGCGUUCCGUCAAACCGUCAGAACUGAAGAAACUUCAGGACGAUUACUCGGUCGAUAUGGCUCCAGAGGGGAUUGAGGAGAGACGGAGAGGUCUUAUGGUGAUUAAAAAGAGCAGUUUGCCGAGUAAAGCGGACAAGCGUAGAACCGCCAUCUUGAAUUGGCAGGUAUGGGUAAUAAUUUGGGCUGGUUUAAUAUAUGGUAUCAGAACUGUUUAAAGGUUAAAAACUAGAGGUACGGUAAACAUUGAUCAAGGAUCCGCGUUCGUCACUUACGGAAAAAUUACGGAAACGAAGUCGAGUCGAAAGGAGCCCAGUUUCCCGGCCGAGGUGCCCUGAUAAAAUUAAUAGGGGCGGCUAAUUUGCAGUCGUCCGUGAUACUCAAAAAUUAUUUCCUUAGUGCCACAGGAACACCAGAUUAGGAUGCGUUUUGACGACGCGAUAAGGAAUGCGGCUAUGUUCAAAUUUUACCGAAUAGUUUUCGCGCCAGCACGAAAACCAUACUAGAAUGGGCUUCUGUUCACGCACAAGAACAGUGAUUUUGGCGCGAAUUCUAUGACGGAGCGAAGCUGCGGCGCGCAGAUCUCGAAAUUGGAUCAUAACAUAUGGGAUAGGUUCUGUGCCACGCUUUAGGUGUAAUGUGAACAGGUAUCAGGGACCGUAGCGGAAGUGAAUAAGUAGGAGCAGGGAGGACUGGAAUCCACUAAGACGGAGGUAAAUAUUUAGGAGUCAAGGGAGUCAGGACUGAGGUUUUGUUUACCAAAUCCCCCUCGGCCAACCGCUCGGGCACGAUGUUGGAUAUUUGUGAACGACUUGUUCCACUUCUUUGCCGUUGCUGUUCACAGUAUAACUGAUAGCUUUUAGUGUCGGCACGAAAGCUGUCCGGUAGAGUGUGAACAGAGCUUCAGGUGACCGCAAACCUGACAUGAAGGCUUUCGAAAGAAGCGGGAAAGAAUGUCUGAUUAGCUCCUAUUGAAAUAGUCACGCUUAGGGUUUUUUUGUUCCCAUCAAAUUUAAUUCAUAACCCGAUUAAAUUACCUUGGUUAAAGCGUCACCGAAAUAGUUGUGAUCUUCUACCUUAAAUCCGCUUUAAGUUAAAAAUGUACCAGAUAAAGAAAAUUGUUUCCCACUUAGCUUAGUAGUUAUAUGAUCAACUUAUAAGCCUGUACCUACCUGACAGAGUUAAAGAAACACUGAGAAGACUCUAAGAAGAAUAUUUUGGAUUGUAUGUAGUAAACGUCAUAAACGAAUUUAUAUAUAAACAAUAUCCCCUAAUUAAAUUUUACUCUCUUUAAAGUUUACUGUACUUUGAAGAAGUAUUACAGUGUAUAAACAAAUACAUAUCCCUUAACUGCAACUGAGAACACUUUAUAAAUCAUAGCUUACGUCACUUUUUGAUUCUUUAUAACAAAAACGCUUGAAAACACCCGGUUAUGUCAACAGUUUAUUGCGAAAAACUGAUCUCUGUGAAAUGCGAAAUGUGUUAAAAAGAUUUUCUUUUGUGCUUUACGUAUAUAGUAAAUUUUUAAUUCAACUAAGGACAGAAGUAAACCGGCUAAAUCGCUAUUAACUUAAUUUGUUGUAAUUUAACCUCAACUUUGAACAUUUAACGCCAGAAUCUUCUCAACGAUUUGGAAGUGCAAAGUUUAAUGGCGACGGACACAGGUAAAGUCCUUGAGUAUUGCAUGUGUCCACGUGGAAGGCACUCAAUAUUGCACAUCAAUAGUAUGAGCACACUGAACACUAUGAUUUAUAAUUCAUUGCCCUAAUAUAUAGAUUUAGUCAAGGCUAAAGGCGAAGCACCCAUUAAUAAAUUUAUAAUUUACUUCAAGCAAUCAACUUGUAACCAUUACAAAGAAAUCUACUCAGAGUUGAGCCUGCGAUCAGUUAGAAACUAGUAACUUGUCAACGGAUAACUUCAAAAGAACACAUAACCUCUAUAGGUCGACACCUGUGCCCGCGAUACGGUCAACUGAUACUGGUCAACGAAUACCCUGUUUUUGACAGCUGUCAAUUGACCACGACGUGAAAGUGCAGUAUCAGGUUGCAGGCUCCCACACUGGCUAGAAAGUGUGAGAUUUCACAUUGGUUUCCCUGUGGUGCGGACGGACGUCAGUCACGGCACAACCAAAAAUUCUCGGAUGAAUAUAUAGCCAAAUUUUGUUAACCAGUGGGUUCUGUUUGCGUGGAGCUCCGCUAUUUAAGCAAUAGAAAACGUUUUCCGUGUUUGCAUAGCCUGAUAUAAACACGAGAGGGGUUGGGAGAAUUCGAGACAGUUAUGCAAACCCGAGACGAAGUCGAGGGUUUGCAUAACCUUCCCUAGAAAAAAACGCAAAACUCUUUGUAUGGCACUGAUUAAAAGAAAAAUUCUUACCAGUCGCAAAAUCUUGUCCACGAAGUCUUGCACGCGUAAUCAGUUCUUGUUUUACAAAAAGACGCUCUGCAAAAUACGGAUUUUUCUCGAUUAAAACGUCAGCUUUUUACAUACUCUCAUGCAAACACUCCUCUCGGCCAAUCAGAGCGCGCGUACUAUCUUAGUUAUUUUAUAAAAGAACAUAUAACGAUUACUUUAGAGAUAUACCACAUCACCUAAACCUCGUCAGUUUAAAAUAAGGAAAUAAGUUUUAAACCGUGGUCAUUGGCUUUUGUUCCGGGGAAAAAAAUCGUGACAUUGGAAUUGUCUGAGUCCUCACAAUUUAACUGUAGGUCUUAUUUUAAAUGAGUAGUCAAUGAAUCUCAAAAAUUGGAACAGAUGAGAGAAAUGCAAUCAAACAACUGAUUAUAUUGGAGGGAAGUACACAAAAUUUGCCCCCCGUUGCUGGCAGACGCGUGCUGGAAUCCAUAGCAAGAUUAACCAUGGAAAAAUGUACAACCGCUGCUUAAUACGUAAGCAAUCAGUCCAAUCACACAAACGUUGCUGGUCAAAGAGACUCGUAGACAGAAAAAAUGGGAUUGGUACCACCCUUCUGGUACAACGCAGCGGGUGCCAUGCAUGCGCAGUAAUAACAUCCUUGAUAUCGUCGAUAAGUACCCUCACUCUAUAAACAAUGGGGCUGGUAUGAUUUUGACGCUAAACUUGACACAUUUAGGUAACUGCUAAAACGAUAAGUUUGAACGGUGUAUCUAAAACUUAAUACACCUAACAUGAUUGUCAUAAAACUACUGCUUUCAGGAGUUUAGGUGCGUAGUAAAACCUAUACAUCUGGCAAAUGUACUAUUAGUUCAAAUGUUAGUAACUGUUUAGUACAUGAAUGCAUGUUUUAUAAAAAACACAUCUCAAUCAUUGACCGUUUUCUUGUGGAUAAAAAUUAUUAACUGAUGCCUCAAUGUCUAAUAAGAAGUUGAUUGGCACACGAUACUGUGCACUGUGCAUAUUUUCGCCUCUUUCUACUCAGGCAUGGCUUGACUGAUAGAGCGUUCAUUAAUUUUCCAUGUUUUGAUAUUUAAGGGCUUUUAUAAUUUUUUUUUCACAGGUUCUGGGAGUUGACUCGGUCAAGAAUAGGCUUCAAGAACAAGCAACGCAAAAGCGGCAAAAACCACUUACAACAGUUUCCACUUGAAUAUCACUUGGUCAUACUCAUGCCGGCAAUACAACACGGGAAAAACAUGCCAAUGACGCGUGAGCUUUGUUAAUAAGGAAGGAAAACAAAAGCGAGGCUACGCCAUUUACUAUGUUAUUGGAUAAGUAUGAUACAACAAAAAAACAGAAAAAAUUGAAAGAGAGGCAAUGCACCAUAGUGGCUACGUGAUUGUCAUGUGCAAGUCAUGAGCAUGGAAGUGGUGCAUCAUGUGCACCUCACGUCAGUUUGGUAGAGAACUGUUGUCGCAUUAUGACCAUUUAUAUAAGAAGUACACUACUAUAAAACCGUAACACUUGAAUGAAAGCAACGGACCAACAGUGGUUUACAUUCGAAGAUAUAAUUUAAGAAUUAUUAAACC
Molecule: messenger RNA, 15411 nt
Organism: Porites evermanni
Lineage: Eukaryota; Metazoa; Cnidaria; Anthozoa; Scleractinia; Poritidae
Source: the annotation of a GenBank genome assembly